Messenger RNA from Trichoplax adhaerens, 906 nucleotides. RefSeq lists its product as uncharacterized. Lineage: Eukaryota; Metazoa; Placozoa; Uniplacotomia; Trichoplacea; Trichoplacidae. The coding region runs from base 1 to 906 and encodes 301 amino acids. Gene Ontology annotation, molecular function: phosphatidylinositol-4,5-bisphosphate binding. Gene Ontology annotation, biological process: exocytosis. The transcript has 12 exons. Gene Ontology annotation, cellular component: exocyst. The record is from RefSeq and is a predicted model, not a curated record.
AUGGCUUCCGAUUAUGAAGCAAUCUUUAAGGCUCUUCCAAACUCAGCUCGCAUGAAGUUAAAAAGUUUGAUUUCUAGUUUCAAAGAGGCAGGUGGUAAAGGUCUGGAGGAAUUUACUGCUAGUAUAAAGAACGAUCCGGAUAAACAAUCGAAUCUACCAAAGGAUGGCACCGUCCAUGAGCUUACUAGCAAUACGAUAAUAUUCAUGGAACAUCUCAUGGAAUAUUCAGAGAUUGCUGGGGAUAUGCUCAAUUAUCAGACGACGGAUUCUGCUGCACCAUUAUCUCAAGAGCUUGGGCACGGACAAUGCAAGACUAUUCUUGGAUCGUAUAUAGCCAGAGUUCUCGGAGCAUUAGGUCUUAAUUUAGAAAGGAAAGCCAAGUGUUACGAAAAUGUGGCUUUGCAAAGCAUAUUCUUGAUGAACAACUACCAUCAUAUAAUAAAAUCCUUAGAAAGAUCUGGUCUUAUUGAGUGGAUAAACGCAUUAGAUGGCGAAAUUACGCUUGAAGAACACUACAAAGCGCUCAUUGCUAAUCAACAACACAGUUAUCAGAAAUGUUGGAAUAAGAUUAUUCAAAAUCUAAUUGAAGAAAAUAAAUCUUACCAUAGCGGUUCGGAUGAUUCAAAGAUGAGUAGAGGAUCACGACAAAUAAUAAAAGAUCGUUUUAAGGCCUUUAAUACCGGUUUCGAAGAAGUUCAGAGGAUUCAGCAGCAUUAUUCAAUACCUGAUGAACAGUUGCGGAACAACAUAAGAAAGGAAAAUAUUGAUACUGUCGUACCAUUAUAUGAGGCAUUUCUCCAAAAGCACGGGAAUAGCCAGUUUACCAAGAAUCGCGACAAAUACGUAAAGUAUUCAGUACAAGAUUUGGUAAAUGCUCUUAGCACAUUUUUUGAUGUAUCUGCUUAA